Molecule: messenger RNA, 1170 nt
Organism: Galendromus occidentalis (western predatory mite)
Lineage: Eukaryota; Metazoa; Arthropoda; Arachnida; Mesostigmata; Phytoseiidae
Gene: IFT57
Product: intraflagellar transport 57
Exons: 1
Coding region: 13-1170 (385 amino acids)
Biological process (GO): non-motile cilium assembly; intraciliary transport
Cellular component (GO): intraciliary transport particle B; Golgi apparatus; microtubule organizing center
Source: RefSeq, a predicted model, not a curated record
CCGUUCAUUGUCAUGGAGGAUCUUUUCGAGAAGUUGAAACUUCUCGAAUACUUCAAAGAGUUUCAACGAUUGUUCAAGAAUGUGCAGCCGAUCAACAAACACUAUUUCGCCAUGAAAACUAAGCCCGAAGAACAACUUUAUACGUUCGUGUGUAUAUCGGCAUGGUUGGUGCGUAAAUGCGGUCUCCCGUUCGAUCUGCCGAGACGUGACGACGAUUUCCGAGCUGUUAUCACUCAGAUCCUCUACGCCCUCGGACAACUGGGCAUCGACGAAGACUUCAGUCAAGCUCGGCUCCAACGAGGCUGGGGCGAGCAAGUCAUCAACGUCGUCGACGCGUUAGCCGAUGCGGCUCUAGAGCAAGCCGGUAUACCUUGGAACCCUGACGGUGAAGAAGCGCUCGAUGAUGAACAGGCCCUGAUUGUGCAGAACGACGACUUGUUCGAUCUAGAGAGCGGCAGGCCUCAAGAAGAUCAACGAGACCCCAUUCUGCAACUGACGAAAGACGCUCCGUUAUCGCGCUACCCACUGAAGCCACCGUUGCUGUCCGAUGUGGACACCGAUGAGUGGCGACUCGAGGUGGAGAGACUCCUGCCUCAACUAAAAAUCACGAUCCGACCCGAUCCCAAGGAUUGGAGGUCGCAUCUCGGCCAAAUACACAAAUAUAAGGAAGAAAUGGACGCCAGUCUAGCUGCAACCAAAGGACAGCUCGAGACUCUGUACAACAGCAUCGGUCAGACUCUCGAGAAACUGGCCAAACGUGAGAAGUACAUAAAUUCACAGUCCGAGGGACUUCUCGAGGAGCUGAAAGCAGCGCAGGAAGAAUUGACGAGGACGAAAGAGCAGUAUAAAUCCGUCUCGGGUGGAGUGACGGAAAGGUCACGCAUUUUGGCGUCUAUUUCUCAAGAAGUUGAAGACAUCAAACACGAGCUCGACGAGCGCGGCACCUCGAUGACCGACGGGACACCUCUGAUCCACAUAAAGAAAUCGCUGCAAAAACUCAAAACAGAAGUUGCUCAGUUAGACGUUCGGAUUGCCGUUGCGGUUAACACUUUGUUGAAGGCUCGUCUCAGAGAACGAGGACAUUUUACGAACGCUGUCAAUACGGCUGGUGUCGCCCCGCCAGAAGAAGACGAUUUCGGUAUUCUCGGAGGGGCGAACCUGCAGUUUUGA